Messenger RNA from Lachancea thermotolerans CBS 6340, 1191 nucleotides. RefSeq names its product cleavage polyadenylation factor subunit MPE1 (gene MPE1). Bases 1 to 1191 code for a protein of 396 amino acids. The record is from RefSeq and is a predicted model, not a curated record. The transcript has a single exon. Gene Ontology annotation, cellular component: nucleus. Lineage: Eukaryota; Fungi; Ascomycota; Saccharomycetes; Saccharomycetales; Saccharomycetaceae. Gene Ontology annotation, molecular function: ubiquitin protein ligase activity; nucleic acid binding; zinc ion binding. Gene Ontology annotation, biological process: ubiquitin-dependent protein catabolic process; mRNA processing; protein ubiquitination.
AUGUCAAGUACAAUAUUCUAUAAGUUCCGCUCCCAGAAAGGCACGUCUCGGAUUCUGUUUGAUGGUACAGGUAUUACAGUGUUCGACCUCAAGCGAGAGAUUAUACAAGAGAACCGAUUAGGCGAUGGCACGGAUUUCCAACUAAGGCUUUACAACCCUGAUACCGGCGAGGAGCUGGAGGACGACUCGUAUGUGAUCCCUAGGUCAUCUAAUGUUGAAGUACGGAGGUCUCCCGCGAUCAAGGUUAGUGGGCUAAACGGUCGGACGUCUUUAGGCAACGCGACUAGGUACAUCACAGGAAAACCUCGAGUAAUGAAAGCGACGAGCCAUGCGUCGCCGGCAGUGAGCGCUGCACUUAAUACUAAGGGAAUGAGUGAAGAGGAUGCUAUCGCUAGUAUGUUUGCGAACCAGGAGAACCAGUGGCAGCAAACUCAACAGGAGAUGUCUUCCGCAACGCCAAUCUUCCACAAGACAGGCGCGGCAGCGGGGCAAGAUGAAGGGCCCCCACCACCCGGAUACAUGUGUUACAGGUGUGGUGGUAAAGACCACUGGAUCAAAAACUGUCCUACAAACUCAGACCCCAAUUUUGAGGGCAAGCGCAUACGGCGGACAACUGGUAUCCCCAAGAAGUUCCUAAAAUCGGUAGAAAUAGAUCCCUCCACAAUGACCCCGGAGGAAAUGGCACAGCGUAAAAUCAUGGUUACAGAUGACGGCAGUUUCGUCGUCCAAGUGGCGGACCAGCACUCGUGGGAGGACUACCAGAGGAAACAACAAUCCCGUGUCAUGAACCACGCCGACGCAAUAUGGGCAAAAGACCACUUUGCGAAUUUAUCGGAGGACCUUAAAUGCCCGAUUACUGGCGGGCUGUUGAAAGCACCCGUGAAGACAAGCAAGUGUUGUAACAAAACAUUCUCGCGACAAGCGCUGGAAGAUUUGCUGGUUGAGCACGACUUUGUGUGUCCAGGCUGCGGUGCUGAGGAGACGCUUCUGGACACGCUGGUAGUGGAUGAAGAGAAGGAGAAGCAAGUUGAGGCGUUUUUGAGUGAGAAUAGCGUCAAACGGAAAGAUGCAGAUGCGGACGGGAGAGACGCAAAGAAACCGAAGCUCGCAAUGCCUGUGCCACCCUUUGGUAUGCCAUUUCCCAUGUUUCCAAUGCCUUUCUUGCCAAACAUGAAUCCUACCAAGCAAUAG